AUGAAGAAAUCAAAUAAACUUCUAAAUUACAUUUUCACAAAAAAUCUACUGGAUGUCAGUUGCAUCAAAUUAAAAGCUGUCGCAAUUGGAAAUAUAAAAUGUCUUGAGUUUGUUUUUAUGGAAAAUCAGAAUUGUCCGAAUCAAUUUUAUUAAGAAAACUGCCUUCAUUACAGACUCUUUUAAUUGCUCUUUAUUCCUCUCUUUUUAGCUGCUUCUGAGUUAAAAUUGCUUAAGAAAUAAAUUGAUCGUUUAUCAGUAGGUUUUGUAAAUAAUGAAAGAGUGAUUUUUGGUAGAGAUAGUUUUGAAGACCUAUUCAUAAGAUAUCAAAGAAUGGUAAUAAAUAAAAGUUUUUAGUCAUCUAAUUACCUAGACUCCCUAAUAAAAUGACUUUAUCAAAUGAUUUAAAAUAAAUGAUCCCUAUGAUACGUUAGUUUUUGUAUAUUUCUUCAAAUGAUUUCUACUUGGUUCCAGGAUCUAAUUUUGAUAUCACAAGAUGGGAUUUGGUAGAACUAGCANCCUAAUCAUCAAUUAAUUUUUACGAUUAGACAAACUGCUUGUAUAAGAGGACCUUUUUUGAAAUUGGUUCCUCAAUCUCAGUUUGUAGAUAAUUAAGACAACUUCAGAUUGUUAAAUUUUAGCUUUUGCAGAAAAGUAAACAUCUAUUGAAAAAAAAGCAAAACUAAAAUAAAUGCAUUGAAAAAAUAAAAGUAAUAUCGAUUUGAUUCACACAUUAGAGGAACACACUUAUAAAGUUUGAUGUUUAAAAACCAAUAAUAUGAUACUAAAAAUUAAAGUUCAAGUGGAUUAGAUAAGACUAUUUAUUUAUGGAAUUUAAUCAAAUAUACCUUGAUUAUAAAAUUAGAAGCUCACGCUUAAACGGUCCAGGAUAUUGCUAUUUUCAUUCGAUGGCAAAUAAAUGGUGUCUGAGUGUUAUGAUAAAACAAUCAUAUUUUGGUCUACCUCAAAACUAAAUUAUAAUAUAAUAAUUAACGAAUACAAACACCAUGGUUUAUUGUCCAUUCAAAUCAAUUAUGGUAGGUGCUUAAAUUUAGAAAGGAAUUAUAUUUUGGAAUACAGUUGAGUUUACAUGAAUUCCAUUAAAGCCUAAUUACGAUUAUUUGUUAAGUUUAAGAUUACGAAAGGAUGGUAUGCUAUGUGACAUUAUGCAAUAAAAUUGGAAUAAGGAUUAGGAAAAUAAAUGAACAAGCUUCUAAGUUGAGAAGAAAAAUUACUCUCAAAAUCUUUCGCUUUCACAAAGGGUGGUUUAAGUAUAUGAUGAAAACUUUAUAUUACAUACUCACUUUGAAGUGA
Molecule: messenger RNA, 1311 nt
Organism: Paramecium octaurelia
Lineage: Eukaryota; Ciliophora; Oligohymenophorea; Peniculida; Parameciidae
Source: the annotation of a GenBank genome assembly